Messenger RNA from Mangifera indica (mango), 1663 nucleotides. RefSeq names its product probable disease resistance protein At1g61190. NCBI's taxonomy places the organism in Eukaryota, Viridiplantae, Streptophyta, Magnoliopsida, Sapindales, Anacardiaceae. Gene Ontology annotation, molecular function: ADP binding. Bases 345 to 1661 code for a protein of 438 amino acids. The transcript is spliced from 2 exons. The record is from RefSeq and is a predicted model, not a curated record.
GCAAGUCUACUGAGCUUAAGUUUGGGCUUCAGCUUGUCUAAAUUACUUCACUCAGCUCCAGCUCGCCUAGGAUUCUCGGCUCGAAUCCAGCCGUCAACUCUAUUCUUAUUGUCAACGAAGCCCAAAACGCCAUUCUCCGUCGGAUCCGGAUCUCUUUCCUCCACCAAGAACCGCGUAUUCUACUUUUGGAGUCAGAGGUGAUUCGGUUGCUGCUGGAGCUGUGAGUAACCCAUUCUUCGUUCGGAUUUUAGUGGAGGUCUGAAGGACUUAUUAAAGAGUUGUACUCUUACUGAUUAAGGCUCGAAUUUCCUUCAGAUUUGCAUAUUGUUGUGUUAUUGUUGACAAUGGUCGACGCUGGGGUUGGAACUGUUGGCAAGAAGUUGGAAGAAUCGACAAGACUUCGGUUGAGUUAUUUGUGGAAUCACAAAAGCAACCUUGAGGAACUUAAGAAAGAAGUUGAAAGGGUGAGGGAUGUUAGAGCUGAUUUGCUGAGUUCAAUGGAGAGAGCUGAACGCCGAGGGGAACAGAUAGAAAAUGAUGUUGAGAGGUGGCUGAAGAAUGUUGAAGAGUGCAUCAAUAAUGCGACGAUGAUUAUUGAGGACUUUGAGGGGAGAGCAGGUAUUCGAUGUUGCAAGGGGCUGUGUCCAGAUUUGACAACCCGGUAUCGGCUUAUCAAGAAAUCGGUGAAGGAGUUGAAGGCUGUAAGUGGACUCUUGAAAGAUAGAAACUUUGAUAGAGUUUCAUAUGUUAUCCAUCAACGGGACAUAUGGUCUAGAUAUUCUAAGGAUUAUGAGACCUUUGAGUCAAGAUUGCCCAUUUUUAAUGAUAUAUACAACGCUUUAUGCAAUGAUGAUACCAACAUGAUUGGAGUGUAUGGGAUGGGGGGCAUUGGCAAGACUGCACUGGUGAAGCAAGUUGCCUGGCAAGCCAAGGAAGACAAGUUGUUUGAUGAAGUGGUUCUGGCAUUGGUAAGCCCGACUCCAGACAUAAGAAAGAUCCAAGGAGACAUUGCAAAUCAGCUAGGUCUUCAAUUCCAUGAGGAGAAUGAAUCUGGAAGAGCAAGGAGGCUACGUGAUCGAUUGAAUCAAGAGAAGAGAUUCCUUUUAAUCUUUGAUGAUAUCUGGGAAAUUCUUGAUUUGGAGAGAGUUGGAAUUCCUUUAGGAAACGAUCAUCAGGGAUGUAAAAUUAUGCUGACGUCAAGAAUUCAUGAUGUAUCAGGUAAGAUGGGUUCUCAAUGUAAUUUCUUGGUUGCUGCUCUGAAGGAAGAAGAAGCUUUUAGUCUAUUUAAGAAUAUAGUAGGUGAUUCAAUUGAAAAUUUUGAGUUCCAAUCCUUGGCAGUUGAAUUUGUCAAGGCAUGUGGAGGUCUGCCUAUUGCCAUUGUUAAUAUUGCAAAUUCAUUAAGAGGGAAGAGUCUAUUUGAAUGGAGGGAGGAGUUCCAGACUUUGAGCCAUCCUUCGUCAAGGAAAUUCACUAGAAUGCUUGAGGAUGUUUGUUCAACAAUAGAGUUGAGUUACUACCAUUUAGAAGAUGAGGAACUCAAGUCAAUAUUUUUGCUUUGUGGUCUAAUAAAUUAUACUGAUGAAGCUUCUGUUAUGGAUUUAUUGAAAUAUGGAACUGGUUUGGGUUUGUUUAAAGGCAUCAUUACUCUGGAAGAAACAUGAGA